Messenger RNA from Bicyclus anynana (squinting bush brown), 3364 nucleotides. It is a transcript of the gene haf, whose product is annotated as leucine-rich repeat and immunoglobulin-like domain-containing nogo receptor-interacting protein 1. NCBI's taxonomy places the organism in Eukaryota, Metazoa, Arthropoda, Insecta, Lepidoptera, Nymphalidae. The record is from RefSeq and is a predicted model, not a curated record. Bases 601 to 3123 code for a protein of 840 amino acids. Gene Ontology annotation, molecular function: protein binding. The transcript has 5 exons.
GACAAGUACCUACAUAAAUUUCCGUCAAUUAAUUCCUGUUUAGUUGUCUAUAAUUAUUGUAAUGAACUUUAAAUUCACACAGAACUUCUCUCCGCUUGUGGGCCGCGACCCAGAAUUGGAACGUACGCGCGAACGCUCUAAGACCAAGCACCGUUAUUAUAUUGAAUUACAAAUAUGAAGCGAGACCGGAGAGCCGGGGCAAUCGUCGGCGAGGCAACUUUUUCAAGAAACUUUACGCCUAAUCGGUCGGUGAACCGUUUGUUUACCGGAGUCCACAGGCUCUGUGUGUAGGUCAGCGCUCAGCACUCUCAGCAGCUUGUGGCGACGCCGCGCGCGCACGCAGUCCGUACUCCGUCGCCGUCGAGAGCCGCGCGCGCAUCCAGCGCAGUCAUGGAUGUGAGCCGACCGAACCCCUAACAGUUCAGCAAAUACUUCUACAUCGAGCAAUUGGAAAGUGACCUCUUUUCCACUGUUUAUUUUUUUUUUCAAUAUUCAAUUAUGAUGGACCUGUGUUAAUGAGCAAAAUUUAACUGUGACAGUGAUUGUAAAAAGUGGUCAGUUUCAAAGGAUAAUCCAGAUAGUGAAAAGGAUUUCCACAAAAUGGUAACACGAAGACGUGCAUGUCUUCGAUUAUGGUUGCCAACCGUCCUUACAGUCAUAAUAGUUCACAGCGCCAGAGGACAAUGUCCGUGGAAGGAGUCCCAGGACUUGCACACGACCUGCGUUUGUGCUUUUAAUUUAGUUAGGCAACUAUCCGUACAGUGCGAUCAGGUGGAUUUUCCCAAUCUGUUAGCUGCUCUGAAUUCAAGCGCACGAAAAAUAUCAAUAGAUCUUUUAUACAUAAACAAUUCAACAAUUUCCAUAAUCACUAAUGAAAUGUUCGAGAAUUUGGCGAUACACAGCUUACAGAUAUCUGGAUGUAAAGUGAAAAAAAUAGAAAACAAUGCUUUUAAAAGUCAAGGCCCGUAUCUGAAGAAUUUGAACCUACAGGAUAAUGAACUAUCAGAUGUACCUGUAAAAGCGUUAAGAGUUCUUACAAGUUUGUCCCUAUUGGAUAUUUCAAAAAAUAAAAUAUCAUACAUCGAAAAUUACUCCUUUUCCACUCUAAAGGAUUUAACAACUUUAAAAUUAUCUGACAACAAUAUUACUUUGGCGCCUCAUGCACUUUCUGGUUUGGAAAAUUCCCUUAAAAAUUUAAAUCUAAAAGGAACUAAGCAGAAAAUAGUACCUGAAUGUAUAAGAGGACUUCGUAGCCUGGCAUUUCUCGACCUUUCUCAAAACAGCAUCAGAGAACUACCGGGACCCGAUGACAUUCUUACUUUUGAUGGAUUAGAUUCUCUGACUGCACUCAAUUUAGAGAGAAACUUACUAGUCAAUUUAAAAAAGGACGCGUUUACAGGAAUUAAAAACACAUUGAGCUCAUUAAGUUUGCUCAACAAUCUAUUGCCAGAAUUUCCGACUGAAGCAAUAGCAACAUUGUCAGACCUAAGAGUCUUAGAUAUAGGGUUCAAUCUCCUUAAUAAAUUACCAACGGAUGCCUUUUUCAACAAUCCAUCUAUAACUUUACUUGCAUUGGACGGAAAUCCACUACCGACUGUACCGGAAAAAGCGUUAGCUCAUCUUAACCACACACUCAGAGGACUAAGUCUCGGUGGACGAUUCUUAAAUUGUGAUUGUCGGCUACGGUGGAUAAUUGAGUGGAUACGGAAUGGUGAAUUGCAAGUUACAUCACGCGAAAGAAAUCCACAAUUUUGCGGUAGUCCGCCACAUUUCCGUGAACGCGGAUUUUAUAGUUUUGAGCCCAACGAACUUGUCUGUGAUCCAGAAUCAACUGUGAUAGCAACGUCUCCAUCAACCGUAAUUAAUGACUUCAGUACGAGUAAUAUCACAACUUCUACUACAACAACGGAGUCAAUAACGAGCAGCACGACAUCUACCAGCUCUGGAGUGACUAACACUAGUGAUACAACAACUGUAACUGUAACAAUACUUCCGACAACUACCAGUGACACUAAAACAAGUCGCGUCCCUUCAAUUCGGCCAGCUGCACCAACGUGGCGUCAUGCAUCUCACCAAAGACCACCUCUAGUAAUGAAUUUUCCUCACCAGAAACCAAAUAUAGACGAUUCUAAUGAAGUGAUUGUAAAAAACGCUUAUAGACAAGACAAUUCAGUUAUUAUACAAUGGGAUUCAGACGUGGCUAACAUCUUAGGCUUUCGAGUUGUAUACCGACUUUUUGGAGACAAAAGUUUUAAACAAGGGCCUCCUCUUGAAGCUAGCGAAAGAGAAUUCAAAAUCAAAAACGUUCCAUCUCAGGAAUGCAUAGUUGUUUGCGUGAUUUCAUUAGAAGAAGUCCACGUGAGCCCAGAAACGGUACCGUAUUCGCAAUGCCGUGAAGUACGAACUGUGUCCGCUGCUGCCACUAAUAUGGAUAAAAUAACAAUAGCGGCCAGCGCAGCUAUAUGUGGCACUAUAGUGGUCGCUGUGCUGGUCUUCGCGGCUGCGUCACGUCGCCGCUCACGGACUGUACAUCGACUGCACACUCAGUUACCCGAAAAAAUAUCAAGUCCAUGCUGUGGUGGUCUUGGUGGCACUCCGAGCCCUAGCGGACCCCUAUCUUCACUAGCCACACUUGGCGCAUUUGGAAAACAGCGCGAAUGGGAUCAAGUUUCAGCUUAUAGCGCACGAUCUAUACCGAGAGCACGGUCCUAUACUGAACCGGCCGCACCGGAACCGUUACCGGGACGUCCGGGGCGAGCCCGGUCGCUGGCCGAUGGACAAUCUUCCCAACAUAGCUAUUCGCAUUCCGGUCGCUACGGGGCACCGGGAUACCCAGGAAGUUUAUUAGGAUCUAGAACUGAUCUUCGACAAUCCCGACAAUCUUUGGGAGGGGCGUCGGAGCGAGCAUCCCGGUUAUCACUAAGCGGAGCAGCAGGAGGUGCGACGAGCGGCACCGCGGGUUCGAGGAGAAGGCCAAGGUCACGGUCGCGGCCUGCCAGUAGAUAUAGCGUAGGUUCUCUAGGAUUAGGAUAUUGCGAUACCUCAGACAACUGGACAGACCACGACAUGGACAUUUACAUGGCGCGCAACGCGACUACGAGAGGAGGUCUGGUACCGUUAUAGCGCGCGGAAGAGGCGGUGAGGGGAGACGCGGUAUGGCGCAGGCACUCACCGCCGAGAGGAGCCCUGACUCCAGCGACAUGGAGCUCACAUAACGCGCAUUACUGCCCACACCGACAUGCUCAUCAUCACAACGACAAAAAGAAGAGAGAUCGAGGAAAUGGCGACAUCACGUGGGAACGAUUUCAUUGUAAAAAUGCACACCAUAUAAAUUAGUAUAUACCAGCACCACACAAAAAAGCCG